AUGGGAUUGAUGCUGGGGAGUAGACCGCCGCACAAGGCUGGCAUUGGUGGCAAUGUUGGUGUACCUACAAGAUGGGUCUCUUUUUUAUGCAUUGCUAGCUUUUGCUUGGGAGUUCUUGUCAUCAACCGGCUUUGGAAUUUUCCUGAUUCAUUCAAUACGGAUAAAGAUGUUAUAUCUGUGGGUAAUCACCUGUACAGAGAUAUUCACCCUCUAAUUCCGUGUGGGAAGAAGGCAACUUUCCAGGCAGGAGACAUCCUUUCUCAAGUUUCACAAACUCAUGAUGUAAUCAUGACAUUAGACAAAAGCAUAUCUUCACUGGAAAUGCAGCUUGCUGGAGCAAGAGCAGCUAAAGCAGAAAAUGAAGAAAAAUCAGGAAAUGAACGGUCAAGUGACCGACCCAAGGCGUUCUUUGUCAUGGGUAUCAUUACAGCAUUCAGUAGCCGAAAACGCAGAGAUUCUAUUAGAGAAAAUUGGAUGCCUCAAGGGGAGGAUUUAAAGAAGCUAGAGAAAGAGAAAGGAAUUAUAAUUCGGUUUGUGAUAGGACACAGUGCAUCACCUGGUGGGGUUUUGGAUCGUGCUAUUGAUGCCGAAGAUGCACAGCAUAAGGAUUUCUUGCGAUUGAAUCAUGUAGAAGGAUAUCAUGAAUUGUCCUCAAAAACCCAAAUCUACUUUUCGAGCGCUGCUGCCAAGUGGGAUGCUGACUUUUACAUAAAAGUAGAUGAUGAUGUUCAUGUUAAUCUUGGUAUGGUAGGUUCAUUGUUGGCCCGCCAUCGGUCUAAACCUCGUGUUUACAUUGGUUGCAUGAAGUCUGGACCUGUCCUGGCACAGAAAGGGGUCAAGUACCAUGAACCAGAGUACUGGAAAUUUGGUGAGGAAGGAAACAAGUACUUUAGGCAUGCAACAGGACAAAUAUACGCUAUUUCCAAAGAUUUGGCAACCUACAUUUCUGUUAACAGACAUGUACUUCAUAGGUAUGCAAACGAAGAUGUUUCUCUUGGAUCUUGGUUUAUUGGUCUAGAUGUUGAGCAUAUUGAUGAUCGAAGCCUCUGCUGUGGGACGCCCCCUGACUGUGAGUGGAAGGCCCAAGCUGGGAACCCAUGCGCUGCAUCGUUUGAUUGGAGCUGUAGUGGCAUAUGUAAAUCGGCUGAAAGAAUGGAAGAGGUUCAUCAGAGGUGUGGUGAGGGUGAUGGAGCAAUCUGGCAUACCAGUUUCUAA
This is a messenger RNA of Fraxinus pennsylvanica, 1215 nucleotides long. The record is from the annotation of a GenBank genome assembly. NCBI's taxonomy places the organism in Eukaryota, Viridiplantae, Streptophyta, Magnoliopsida, Lamiales, Oleaceae.